AUGCCUGUUCCCUGCGCUGACCGGACGAGACGGUGCCUAUUUUUUUCCUCCCUCCAUCAUCCCCCCUCUGUCUUUCUCAGGAGAUGAUGCUCAGCUCAGGCACACCUGCUUUUCACCUCUCGGCUCAGGCUUAAGUGUCAUUUCUCCCGGUUUUCCGCCAACCUUCGCUCCGGUAUUCAGACAGAGCUGCCUGUGUCGGCGGCUGAUCCUCCUCUUUAUAUUUUGCUCGUCCUCCUCCCUGCUCUCGGCGAGGGCUGCCGGGGAUGGAAGCCCGCGCUGGUCGCCUCUUCAUGGACUCGCUAUUGACGGCUAUUCUCAUUCGCGCUGUAUCUCAGAGGUGCUGACUGGAAAAACAUGCCGUUGAAAUGGAAAAGCGGUUCGCCCGUCAGCUGGAAAUUUCCAGUGCCCGUCCUUAAAACGUCCAGGUCCUCCCCACUCUCGCCUGCAUAUAUCCACCAGCACUCGUUUGUGGUGUGGACCACCCACUCUCUGCUUGCUGCAUCUCCAACCUAUCACCUGACAGGAUCACUGGUGGAGGAUGAUGAUGCUCAGAUGAUGAAGGUGUCGCUGGGAUGCAGUGAAAUGGGGCUGUCCUCCCACUUGCAGGCCUCGAAAACAGGAAACACACGCUUCUUUACCAGCAACACACACAGCUCUGUGGUUUUACAGGGUUUUGACCAGUUGAGGAUAGAGGGCCUGCUGUGUGAUGUCACAUUGGUGGCGGGAGACGGGGAUGAAGUGUUUCCUGUUCACCGAGCCAUGAUGGCCUCUUCCAGCGACUACUUUAAAGCCAUGUUUACAGGUGGAAUGAAAGAGCAGGAUUUGAUGUGUAUAAAGCUGCAUGGUGUGAAUCGAAUAGGGCUAAAGAAGAUUAUAGACUUCAUUUACACCGCCAAACUCUCUCUCAACAUGGAGAAUCUACAGGACACCCUAGAGGCUGCUAGCUUUCUCCAGAUCCUGCCUGUCCUUGACUUCUGCAAAGUCUUUCUCAUUUCUGGGGUGUCGUUGGACAACUGUGUAGAAGUGGGGCGCAUCGCCAACACCUACAACCUCACGGAGGUAGACAAAUACGUCAACAACUUCAUCCUAAAGAAUUUUCCCUCGCUGCUCGGCACUGGCGAGUUUGUCAAACUUCCUUUCGAACGUCUAGCGUUUGUGCUCUCCUCCAACAGUCUAAAACACUGCAGCGAACUGGACCUGUUCAAAGCUGCGUGCCGCUGGUUACGCUAUGAAGAAAGUCGCAUGGAAUAUGCUGCCAAACUAAUGCGCAAUAUCCGAUUCCCCCUCAUGAGCCCAACAGAACUCAUAAACCACGUACAAACUGUCGACUUCAUGCGUACGGACAAUACCUGUGUUAAUCUUUUAUUAGAAGCCAGCAACUACCAGAUGAUGCCAUACAUGCAGCCGGUGAUGCAGUCGGAAAGAACUGCGAUCCGUUCAGACAAUACCCAUUUAGUGACGCUAGGGGGUGUUCUACGGCAACAACUGGUUGUAAGCAAAGAGUUACGACUUUUUGACGAAAAAGCACACGAAUGGAAAGCACUGGCACCCAUGGACGCCCCGCGCUACCAACACGGGAUUGCGGUAAUCGGGAACUUUUUGUAUGUGGUCGGGGGACAAAGUAACUAUGACACGAAAGGUAAAACAGCUGUGGAUACUGUGUUUCGAUACGAUCCGAGGUAUAACAAGUGGAUUCAGGUGGCGUGUCUGAAUGAGAAGAGGACCUUCUUUCAUUUGAGCGCACUCAAAGGACAUCUAUAUGCUGUGGGCGGGAGAAACGCUGCAGGAGAGCUGGCAACUGUGGAGUGUUAUAACCCUAGGACAAACGAAUGGUCGUAUGUGGCCAAAAUGAACGAGCCCCAUUAUGGACACGCAGGCACUGUUUACGGAGGAUACAUGUAUAUUUCAGGUGGAAUAACCCACGACACCUUCCAGAAGGAGCUCAUGUGCUUUGACCCGGAUGCUGAUAAGUGGACUCAGAAGGCUCCCAUGACGACGGUCCGCGGUCUUCACUGCAUGUGCACAGUGGGCGAUCGUCUCUAUGUCAUCGGCGGAAACCACUUCCGGGGCACCAGCGACUACGACGACGUGCUGAGCUGCGAGUACUACAGUCCCGCCCUGGACCUGUGGACACCGAUCGCGGCCAUGCUCCGGGGGCAAAGUGACGUGGGUGUGGCCGUGUUCGAGAACAAGAUCUACGUUGUGGGCGGCUACUCGUGGAACAACCGCUGCAUGGUGGAGAUCGUCCAGAAGUACGACCCCGAGAAGGACGAAUGGCACAAAGUGUUCGACCUGCCUGAGUCCCUGGGCGGCAUCAGGGCCUGCACACUGACGGUGUUUCCACCUGAGGACCUCUCGCUCACCGGCUCGCCUAACCGCGAGUCUCCUCUCUCGGCUCCUUGAGAAUGGAUGGAGGGAGAGUGAGAGAGACAGAGGAAUAAAAUGGACUGGCUGAUUGAUUGACAGACAUAUACAGAUGGAUGAGUAGAAGCAACUCCAUCGCCGUAUAGACAUGCACCCCUGUCUCUCUUGUUCUCUCUCUCUCUCUCUCUCUCUCUCUCUCUCUCUCUCUCUCUCUCUCUCUCUCUCUCUCUCUCUCUGUCCCCACAGGAAAAAGACAAUGUUUGCACUCCCCACUGAUAUACGUUUCAAUGGUGUCUGUGGUAAAACCCCGUCCCUUCCCUCAAACGAUUCCACUUCUCUUCCUCAUCACUCUGCUCCUCUCCUCCUGAGAGUGAAUACUGAAAAGUCCUUCCAUCCCCCCUCGAUGAGAAAGAAAAAUGGAAGCACUCCCAGGGUUGGUCGUAACUACAUGUUAACAUUGCAUUAGGGGGUUUGUUUUGUCUCUUUUGGCAGGAAUAACCUUGACUUGAACAACAAAUGACUUUGCAAUUCAACUUUUCUACCUGAGUCUCCAGAGUUUUGCUAUGAAGACUACGUUUCCCUGAUCCCUCCUAUUCUGAGGUCGCUCACCCCCUAACUUCUCUCUUUCUUCCCUUUAUGCCUGCUCAUUUUUCCCAUCUCUGUCCACUCUCAGCCUUUGCCCAGUUUUUUACCCUCAUUCUCUUGUCCUCACUCAGGGGGUUAGUUGACCUUCGACCACAGGAUAAGGAAACUGUUUUAAACUCAGGGGUUGGCCUGCCCCCAUCCAUCCCUGCCUAACUGAUAUUUCAUUUCUCUACUCCUGCUGUUGUUAUGAACCAUUAACAGAAUUGUGUUUUCUAAAUUUAAUAAACAAGAUUUUGAGGAAAAAAAGAA
Messenger RNA from Rhinichthys klamathensis goyatoka, 3258 nucleotides. It is a transcript of the gene klhl13, whose product is annotated as kelch-like family member 13. The transcript has 8 exons. Lineage: Eukaryota; Metazoa; Chordata; Actinopteri; Cypriniformes; Leuciscidae. The coding region runs from base 355 to 2403 and encodes 682 amino acids. The record is from RefSeq and is a predicted model, not a curated record. Gene Ontology annotation, cellular component: Cul3-RING ubiquitin ligase complex. Gene Ontology annotation, molecular function: ubiquitin-protein transferase activity; cullin family protein binding. Gene Ontology annotation, biological process: protein ubiquitination; regulation of cytokinesis.